This is a messenger RNA of Micromonas pusilla CCMP1545, 1026 nucleotides long. RefSeq lists its product as uncharacterized. The transcript has 2 exons. Lineage: Eukaryota; Viridiplantae; Chlorophyta; Mamiellophyceae; Mamiellales; Mamiellaceae. The record is from RefSeq and is a predicted model, not a curated record. Gene Ontology annotation, cellular component: cytosol. Gene Ontology annotation, biological process: proteolysis. Bases 1 to 1026 code for a protein of 341 amino acids. Gene Ontology annotation, molecular function: metalloaminopeptidase activity.
AUGACGCCCAAGUCCACGCCGGAGAGCCCCACGAAGGACGAGCCGUGGAUGUGGUGCCUCGCGCGAGGGCAAAAGCGCGCGGACGCGCUCCCGCCGUUCGCGUAUAAAGAGCUCAAGCCGCACCCGAUCAUGACGCCGAGAAACGCGUUGCAUCUCCGAGACCCCGACUACGCCGAGACCGCGGAGCCCAUCUCCGAGCAAGAGUCAAAGCUCCAGCAGAUUUGCGUGCAGUACUCCCCGGAGCAGAUCAACGUCCUGCGCGAGACGUGCGUCGUCGCGCGCGGGGCGUUGGACGCGGUCGUGCGCGCGGCGCGCGUCGGCGUGACGACGGAGGAGCUCGAUAAGAUUUGUCACGCGUACAUCACCGCGCACGGAGGCUACCCGUCGCCGUUGAACUACUACAACUUCCCCAAGUCGUGCUGCACGAGCGUGAACGAGGUCAUCUGCCACGGGAUACCGGACGCGCGGCCGCUGCAGGACGGCGACGUGUUGAACGUCGACGUCACGGCGUACCUUCGCGGCUACCACGGCGACUUGAACGAGACGGUGUGCGUAGGGAACUGCGACGAAAAGUCGAAGAAGCUCCUGAUGACGGCGUACAAGUGCCUCUUCAGGGCGAUCGAGGGCGUGAAGCCCGGGGCGCGGUAUCGCGACAUCGGCGAGGAGGUCACUCGAGUCGCGCACAGGAGGGACGCGAGCGUCGUGAAGAGCUACUGCGGGCACGGGAUCGGGACGUUGUUUCACUGCGCGCCGAACGUGCCGCACUACGCGAAGAACAAAGCCGUCGGCGCGAUGAAAACCGGCCACGUGUUUACGAUCGAGCCGAUGAUAAACGCGGGCGAUUGGAAGGAUGCGACGUGGCCGGACGGGUGGACGGCGGUGACGAAGGACGGGAGCAGGAGCGCGCAGUACGAGCACACGAUGGUCGUGACGGACGACGGCGUGGACGUGCUGACGGCGAGGAACGAGAAGAGUCCGCGGGUGUUUCCGUGGACGGAUCCGGAUCAUCUGAGCACGGAGCCGUAG